This is a messenger RNA of Monomorium pharaonis (pharaoh ant), 1082 nucleotides long. RefSeq names its product early endosome antigen 1-like. NCBI's taxonomy places the organism in Eukaryota, Metazoa, Arthropoda, Insecta, Hymenoptera, Formicidae. The coding region runs from base 288 to 1082 and encodes 264 amino acids. The transcript is spliced from 8 exons. The record is from RefSeq and is a predicted model, not a curated record.
CAUUUGCAGAAAGGAUCGAGUGGCGGCCGGGACACGUAAAGGCUAUUCUACAAUUGCGUAAGCGUGAUCAGUCACACAAGAAAAUUUUAAAGUAUCAAGUGGAAGAAACAGUAGGCGAAGAACCGUAUGUAGCAACGAUUUUGUUACUAUCAGAUUCAAAUGAAGAACUUAAAGAAAUAAUUAGAACAAAAAGUGUUCGUGCUUCACCAUCGUAUUUGCUUGUGACAGCUUCGGAUAAAUCUGACAACGAGGGAAAAAAACAGUUAAAGCGUUCAAAAACUUUUCAAAUGAAUCGUCAGUUAAAAGAACAAGAGGAACUAGUCUGUAAUAAAUUAUCAAAGUUUAAGAGUGAUUUAUUGCCAAUAAACGUUACAUUAAAAGAUAAGGAAAAUUUAGAUUUGUCAAACAUUACUGAUACACCGCCAUCACCCAAAAAAUAUAGAGUAACAGAAGAUUUAGCACAAACAAAAAAUAAAUUCAUGCAAGAUGACAAUCUAGUCAAAGCACUAACCAAAGAAACAAACACGAGAAACGAAAAGGAGAAGUGUGGUAAUGAGUCCCCAAAAAAACAGUUAAAGCAUUCAAAAACUUUUCAGAUGAAUUGUCAAUUAAAAGAACAAGAGGAACUAGUCUGUAAUAAAUUAUCAAACUUUAAGAGUGAUUUAUUGCCAAUGAACGCAGUUACAUUAAAAGAUAAGGAAAAUUUAGAUUUGUCAAACAUUACUGAUACACCGCCAUCACCCAAAAAAUAUAGAGUAACAGAAGAUUUAGCACAAACAAAAAAUAAAUUCAUGCAAGAUGACAAUCUAGUCAAAGCACUAACCGAAGAAACAAACACGAGAAACGAAAAGGAGAAGUGUGAUAAUGAGUCCCAAAAGCUGAGCAGAUCUAAAGUUAUUCCAAAGAUAACAUGUAUUAGUAAGGUUCAUUCGCUCACAGAAUGUAAAGAAGCUUUCGAAAAAUUAAUAAAAGAAAAUUCUAAGUUACGAACAGAAGGGGAUGAAUUAAUAAAUGAAAACAAAAAAUUAAAGAGCUCCAGAAAGGAACUAAAAAAGCAAAUAGAAGAAAAAGAAUGGAAAUAA